AUGAGUAUCAAGGCGGAAACCGGGGGCAUUCCCCUCGACAGCUCCUUCCAGGAUACGCUCAACGCCCUCGCGGAGUCGACCAACCCAGAUGCCAUCCUCCACGGGCUGAGGUUGGUGGCCUCCCAAGGGGAGUUCCUUGGGAACCAGCAGGGCCUCGCAGAGGUGGUCGCCCGGCACCUCGCCAGCUCCAAGCCGGAGGUCAUCGCCAUGGCUGUGCGUGCACUUGGGGUGCUUGGGGAAGCCGGCGGACACUACGCGGACCACGUGGCCGCGGUGAUGCGCUGGCCGAACCCGGACGUCCGCCUUGCGGCGGUGGAGGCCCCUCUAACCGUCGAUGUGCGAAAGUGCUUCCAGAUACACGUCAAGGAGUCAGAGCUCGAUGUGAAGUCCUUCCAAAAAAUAAGAGGGGCUCAUGGACGGCCUCCUUAA
This is a messenger RNA of Symbiodinium natans, 429 nucleotides long. The record is from the annotation of a GenBank genome assembly. NCBI's taxonomy places the organism in Eukaryota, Dinophyceae, Suessiales, Symbiodiniaceae.